This is a messenger RNA of Brachypodium distachyon (stiff brome), 770 nucleotides long. RefSeq names its product V-type proton ATPase subunit F. Gene Ontology annotation, molecular function: proton-transporting ATPase activity, rotational mechanism. NCBI's taxonomy places the organism in Eukaryota, Viridiplantae, Streptophyta, Magnoliopsida, Poales, Poaceae. The transcript has 5 exons. Gene Ontology annotation, biological process: proton transmembrane transport. Gene Ontology annotation, cellular component: proton-transporting V-type ATPase, V1 domain; membrane. The record is from RefSeq and is a predicted model, not a curated record. Bases 215 to 607 code for a protein of 130 amino acids.
AAUCCAGCCCGUUUGGGCCUUUUACCCGAGUCGUGUGGGUGCUGCUGAGUUGCUGACUCCUGCCACGAUCCUUUGUAGUCGAGCAAUCCACGUUAAACUUUGCCUCCCCUGCGCGGAUCCCCUCCCAAAUCAUAGCCAUCGUUUUCUCUUGUAGCACCAGAUCCCAACGCCGCAUCCUCUUCCGCCUUGAUCUCUACCUCUGAAGGGAGCGGUAAUGGCGGGGAGGGCCAAUAUCCCGGCGAACAGCUCCGCACUCAUCGCCAUCAUCGCUGACGAGGACACUGUCACUGGGUUUCUGAUGGCUGGAGUUGGCAAUGUUGAUCUGCGCAAGAAAACAAAUUACCUUCUUGUGGAUAACAAAACGACAGUAAAACAGAUUGAAGAUGCAUUUAAAGAGUUCACUGCAAGGGAGGAUAUUGCUAUUGUGCUCAUCAGCCAAUAUAUUGCAAACAUGAUAAGGUUUCUGGUCGAUAGCUACAACAAGCCAAUUCCUGCUAUAUUGGAAAUCCCUUCCAAGGACCAUCCGUAUGAUCCAGCGAAUGAUUCGGUCCUUUCUCGCGUGAAGUAUCUGUUUUCUGCUGACUCAGUUGCUUCUGAUAGGCGAUGAAUAGCAGUUGUGAUUUAAAAAGCAGGGUCAUCCACUUAUUCCAUGUAUCUGUAUUAAAUUAUUCGUACAAUUCUGCUGCGGGCCGGAAAAACAAGAACGAAUAAGGAGUUAACAAUUUGGAUUGGACCAAUUGGUGAAUAUAAUAAAUUGUUUAUUUACGGAA